AUGGAACAGACACUUCCCCGAGAAGUUCACGAGUUGCGAAGCGGCCGGAGCCCUUCGGAUACUGUUCUUCCCAAGUUCAAUAUUGACUUUGCUGUAGCUCUGCUGAGGCAAGAAAAUGCUAAAGACAUCUGUGUCAUCCAGCUACCUCCAGAAAUAAAUUACUCUAAUUAUUUUGUAAUUGUGAGUGGAUCUUCAACACGACAUCUCCAUGCAAUGGCAAAUUACAUGCUGAAAAUGUACAAGCACCACAAAGAAGAAAGUGAUCCUCAUACUCGGAUUGAAGGGAAGGAGACAGAUGACUGGCUGUGCAUCGAUUUUGGUAACAUAGUGGUGCAUUUCAUGCUGCCAGAGACACGAGAGACUUAUGAAUUGGAGAAGCUGUGGACUCUUGGUUCCUACGAUGACCAGUUAGCACAGAUAACUCCACAGUCACUGCCAGAAGACUUCAUAUUUGGACUGUCUUCUAACAGUAGUGAUCAUCUUGAACAAGAACUUAAUGCAGCCGCUGAGUGGAAAGAGAAAUGA
Molecule: messenger RNA, 525 nt
Organism: Chaetura pelagica (chimney swift)
Lineage: Eukaryota; Metazoa; Chordata; Aves; Apodiformes; Apodidae
Gene: MALSU1
Product: mitochondrial assembly of ribosomal large subunit 1
Exons: 4
Coding region: 1-525 (174 amino acids)
Biological process (GO): negative regulation of translation; negative regulation of ribosome biogenesis
Cellular component (GO): mitochondrion
Molecular function (GO): ribosomal large subunit binding
Source: RefSeq, a predicted model, not a curated record